UUAAAGGUUUUUGUAUUGUAGAUGAAGCUGCUAGUGAAAGCGGCGCAGGCUGCAGUGAAGCAAAGACCUAGCCAGAGACACUUUUGGGGCUGGCUCAAUGCAGUUUUCAAUAAAGUGGACUACGAGCGUAUCAAGGCCGUGGGUCCCGAUCGGGCAGCAUCAGAGUGGUUGCUGAGGUGCGGUGCCAAAGUACGCUUCCUGGGUUUGGAUCGCUGGCACGGUGACUACAACGCACUUCCCACCGGACCCCUGGGACGCUUUAAGAUCCAAGCUAUCGACGCCACUGACUCGUGCAUCAUGUACCGAGGCUUCGAUCAUCUCGAGGGUUUGCAGCACGUGGAGGAGGUGAAGCUCAACAAGUGCAUGUACAUCGAGGACGCGUGUUUGGAGCGGCUCAGCUCACUAGAAAACCUGCAGCGUAGUGUCUUCAUGUUGGAGGUGGUGUCAUGUGGGAACGUCACGGACAAGGGCCUUAUUGCUCUGCACAAACUCAGGAACCUGGAGUAUCUGUUCCUCAGCGACCUGCCGGGGAUCAAAGACAAACAGAACACAUUGGAAAGCUUAAAGACAGCACUCCCGCGCCUCGACAUCCACGUAGACCUGGACUAA
Nerophis lumbriciformis (worm pipefish) is the source of this 609-nucleotide messenger RNA. NCBI's taxonomy places the organism in Eukaryota, Metazoa, Chordata, Actinopteri, Syngnathiformes, Syngnathidae. The record is from RefSeq and is a predicted model, not a curated record.